Pteronotus mesoamericanus is the source of this 315-nucleotide messenger RNA. RefSeq names its product histone H4. Gene Ontology annotation, molecular function: DNA binding; protein heterodimerization activity; structural constituent of chromatin. Gene Ontology annotation, cellular component: nucleosome. Gene Ontology annotation, biological process: nucleosome assembly. Bases 4 to 315 code for a protein of 103 amino acids. The record is from RefSeq and is a predicted model, not a curated record. The transcript has a single exon. NCBI's taxonomy places the organism in Eukaryota, Metazoa, Chordata, Mammalia, Chiroptera, Mormoopidae.
AGCAUGUCAGGUCGCGGUAAAGGCGGGAAGGGGCUUGGCAAGGGCGGCGCCAAGCGCCACCGCAAGGUGUUGCGCGACAACAUCCAGGGCAUCACCAAGCCCGCCAUCCGGCGCCUGGCGCGGCGCGGCGGCGUCAAGCGCAUCUCCGGGCUCAUCUACGAGGAGACGCGCGGGGUGCUCAAGGUCUUCCUGGAGAACGUGAUCCGGGACGCCGUCACCUACACGGAGCACGCCAAGCGCAAGACGGUCACGGCCAUGGACGUGGUCUACGCGCUCAAGCGCCAGGGCCGCACCCUCUACGGCUUCGGCGGCUGA